Drosophila busckii is the source of this 2305-nucleotide messenger RNA. RefSeq names its product radial spoke head protein 3 homolog B (gene Rsph3). The record is from RefSeq and is a predicted model, not a curated record. Gene Ontology annotation, cellular component: cilium. The coding region runs from base 159 to 2039 and encodes 626 amino acids. The transcript is spliced from 4 exons. NCBI's taxonomy places the organism in Eukaryota, Metazoa, Arthropoda, Insecta, Diptera, Drosophilidae.
CUGCGCCCUGUCGACCACUGGCCAGCGUCGCCACCAAAAUAACAACAAAGGAAUUAUUGAUUAGCUUGUGUGUGUGUGUACGUGUGUGUGUGAGGCACAGUGUUGUGGCAUUUGUAGUAGAGUGGCAAUGAGCUGGACGUGUGGACAAACGUAAUACCAUGCAAGAGACGAACAGCAGCAGCCAGGAGCAGCACAUAAAUCCAGAACACUUCCCCCACAAUAGACCGGAACGAGCGCAAAACUUCUCCUUUGCCAGCAGCUAUCCAUAUGCACCAGGACGCCAGAUCCUCCAUAGCAAUCCCACUUUCAACGUACAGCGCUAUCAAAGUCCAUACGAUUUCCAGCACGUGGUCACCAACGCCUUCUCCGUGCUGCACAACUCUGUCUCUGAGCCUGACUCUACCCAAGCCAGUCGACCCAAUCAAGCCAUUGUGCGUCCGAUCAUACGCGAGCAGUCGGAACAUGUGCCCGAACGCGCCGCCGCCGGCAUCAACAGCUCCCAGCCACCAUUGACCACGCGCUCUUGUUUCUCGCGCAGCACACAGGAAGUGCGCAGCUUUGCCGAUGAGCUGAGCCAGAAGCUGCGUUUCCUGGCGCCCGAGGAGAACAACAACGCACGCGGCGCCAGCGGCCACAGCAGCAGCGGCUACGUUGGCACCGGCGCCUGGCUCAGCAUGGAUCGGCCACGUUUCGAGACCACUGUGCCCACGGGCAUCUUCUUGCCGCCGCCAAACGAGCUGCAGCUGCUGCCGGCCUCCAUGCUGCGCCGUCAUGUCUACGCCUACUCCUCCUAUCCCAUGAUUCUGCAAAGCUUCUACAAUCAGAGCAACCCCAGCAAGGACAAGGAGAAUCGAACCUCUAUGCGUCAGAAUGGUGUGCGUGCCACAGCCGCUGUUGCCGCCGCAGCAGCUGCAGUGGCUGCCAAGUCCGAGACGCCAGCUCUAGCUGGAAGUUUGCAAAUAACCAAGGCACAGUUUCAGCAGCAAUUGCAGCAGCGUCGCCAAACCGACAAGAGGCCCGUGGUGCCGCCUCCAGAGCCCUAUAUGAACGUAAUGUAUGACCGGCGCGUCAUCAAAGGCAGCAACUUUGGCAGUCCAUCGAUGGUUGCGGACAUAGAUCCAUUCGACAAGGCAGCCGAGCUAAGACGCCGUAAUAUGCUACGUAAGCGUACGAUGCAGUGCCGCAAUCAGCGUAAUGUUCUGGGCACUCCACCUCCUGUCAAGGGGCGCAAGCAUGAGAAUAUACAGACGGAAAAGUACUUGGAGAAGCUGGUGCAGCGUCCACCAGAGUUUACAGUGGACACACAGACGGAUCUGUUCUUAGAAAAGCCGCCCACACCGCCAUAUGUGCCUGCUAAAGUGGGCGUAGAUGCCAGCACAGAGAUCGGCGAGGGCGAACUAUUUCACUUUGAUGCAGAGGCUCAGCCAAUUAUUGAUGUGCUGGUGGAUGCCUGCAUUGAGCAGAGUAUUCUGGAGGUAGCGCAUGAAAUGGAGUUGGAUGCACUGCGUCGCAAACAGGAAAAAUUCCUCGCCCAACGCGAGGCAGAGCUGGCCGAACUGCGACGCUUGGAGGCCGAGGAGCUGCGUCUGCAGGCUGAGAAGGAGCGCCGCUUGCGCCAGGAUGCCAUUGCCAAGGAGCUGGAUGAGGAGAUGCAGAAGAGUGUCACCGCAGCCAAGCUGCUACAAGGACACAUUGCCAGCCUGGUGCCUGAGGUGCUGGAGAACAUUGAGCCAGCCAGCGAUGCAGUGAAGAAGGAGCAGCUAAUGAAGAGCGUCUGCCCCUGGUUAUCUGCCGAAGUGGCUGAAGAAGUUGGCCACAUUGUCGACUCGCGUGAGAUUCUCACCGCAAUUAUUCAAGAGAUUAUUAAGCAACGCGCUUCGGUAUAUAUGGGCUAUAAGGAGCCUUCAUCGGAGCCUUCAGAGCCCGAGCCCGGUCCUUGUGAGGAAGAGGGUUGCACCAUAGACGAGUCAUGUCCCUGCGAGCCAGAGACUGAAAUGUCCGAGUGUCCGGAGCCGCCGCCAGAGCCGCCACAUCUAUAAAGUUGCAAUUUAUGCAAACAUUAUUGAUAUAUGAUUUAGCUACAGUUUCGUUUUCAGUUGGAUGCCCCCGCCCAGUUGUCGCUUAUUGCAUACCAAGAAAUCCAAGGAGCUGCUCUGUUGUUGUGUUUGGCAGCACGCGGACGUGGUUCGGCCGCUUGUUGCCACACACAAUCACACUGCCGCCAAAUUGUUGCAACCAAGGAAGCUAAUAUUGUUAAAGGUUUAUGUUUAACCAAAAAUUCAGCAAAUAAAGCGAAAAUAUUUAA